AUGUCGUCCCAGCAAGCCGACGCCCCGAAGCCGGCGGCCGACGCUGCCUCGGCCGAACAGCAGAGCCUGCCUUCGCGGCCGGCCAAGCAACCCAAAGAGAAGGCUGCCAAGGGUGGAAAGAAGGAGAGCCUCGAGCUGCCUACCCUCCCCGAAUUCAUCAAGCACCGUGUCGACCUCUUUGACAAGAUCAAGGCGAGGAACGACGCCGAGCUUGCCGCCAAGCCCCGCGAGGAGAUCACCAUCUCGCUCCCCAACGGCAAGGAAGACAAGGGCACUGCAUGGGAGACCACGCCCGGGUCCGUCGCCAGGGGCAUCUCCAAGUCUCUGUUCGAGCGCACCAUCAUCUCCCUCGUCGACGGCGAGCUGUGGGACCUCGUCCGGCCGCUUGAGAAGAGCUGCAAGCUCGAGUUCCUCGACUUCGAGCACCCGGAGGGAAAGAAGGUCUUCUGGCACUCGUCUGCUCAUGUCCUGGGCGAGGCCUGCGAGAAGCGCUUCGGCUGCUACCUGUGCAACGGCCCCCCCACCGAGGACCCCCCCGGUUUCUACUACGACAUGGCCAACAUGGACGGCAGAGUCAUCGCCGAAGAGGACAAGAAGGCUCUGGAGAGCCUGUCCAGCUCCAUCAUCAAGGAGAGGCAGCCGUUUGAGCGUCUGGAGAUGACCAAGGAGGAGCUGGUCGAGAUGUUCCGCUACAGCAAGUACAAGCUCCACUUCAUCAACCAGCGCGUCCCCGAGGGCACCAAGAGCACCGUGUACCGCUGCGGUCCCCUGAUCGACCUGUGCCGCGGCCCCCACGUGCCGCACACGGGCAACAUCAAGGCCUUCUCCGUCCUCAGAAACUCGGCCGCCUACUGGCUAGGCAACAGCGACAACGAGUCGGUCCAGCGAAUCUCGGGUAUCUCGUUCCCCGACAAGAAGGCCCUGGACGAGUACAAGACGUUCCUCGCCGAGGCGGCCAAGCGCAACCACCGAAAGAUUGGGCAGGACCAGAAGCUCUUCUUCUUCGACGAGGUGUCGCCGGGAUCUACCUUCUGGCUCCCCCACGGCACCCGCAUCUACGGCUCGCUCAUGACGCUGAUGCAGGAGCAGUACCGCAAGCGCGGCUUCCAGGAGGUCAUGUCGCCCAACAUGUACAAGUCGGACCUGUGGAAGACGUCGGGCCACUGGGGUCACUACGCCGAGAACAUGUUCACGUUCGAGGUGGAGAAGGAGACGUUUGGGCUCAAGCCCAUGAACUGCCCCGGCCACUGCAAGAUCUUCUCCCACUCGGACGUGACGUACAAGGACCUCCCCUGGAGGAUGGCCGACUUUGGCGUCCUCCACCGGAACGAGUUCUCCGGCGCCCUGUCGGGUCUCACGCGCGUGCGCCGCUUCCAGCAGGACGACGCCCACAUCUUCUGCACGGUCGAUCAGAUCGCGGAGGAGAUCGGGGGAGCGUUCGACUUCCUGUACUCGGUCUACGGCCUGUUCGGCUUCACCUUCAAGCUGAAGCUGUCGACGCGUCCGGAGAAGUACAUUGGCGACAUCGGCAUCUGGAACAUGGCCGAGGACAAGCUCCGCCAGGCCCUGGACGGCUUCGUCCAGAAGAUCGGCUCCAAGUGGGAGGAGAACCCGGGAGACGGCGCCUUCUACGGCCCCAAGAUCGACAUCACCGUCUACGACGCCCUGAGGCGCGAGUUCCAGUGCGGAACCAUCCAGCUGGACUUCAACCUGCCCCAGCGCUUCAAGCUCCGCUACGUCGCCGGCAAGGACGAGAAGCUGCCCGAGACGGCGGCCAAGGACCCCGACCUGCCCCAGGGGUACGGCCGUCCCGUCAUGAUCCACCGAGCCGUCCUGGGCAGCUUCGAGCGCAUGAUCGGCAUCCUCACCGAGCACUUUGGCGGCAAGUGGCCCUUUUGGCUCAGCCCCCGCCAGAUCCUGGUCGUGCCCGUCAUGCCCAAGCUCAACGACUACGCCAAGGAGAUCCAGUCCAUCUUCCACGAGAAGGGCCUGUACAUUGACAUUGACACCAGCUCGAACACUUUCCAGAAGAAGAUCCGUACCGGUCAGCUGGAACAGUACAACUUCAUAUUUGUGGUCGGUGGUGAGGAGCAAGAGUCUCGCACCGUCAACAUCCGUAACCGCGACGACCAGGCCACGCAGAACAAGGGGGAGCUGGUUCCCCUCCAGGAUGCCCUGGAUAAGCUGUUGAAGCUCAAGGAAGAGAGGAGGCUAGAGAACAAGCUCUAG
Messenger RNA from Geosmithia morbida, 2229 nucleotides. Its product is annotated as threonyl-tRNA synthetase. The record is from RefSeq and is a predicted model, not a curated record. Bases 1 to 2229 code for a protein of 742 amino acids. The transcript has 4 exons. Gene Ontology annotation, biological process: threonyl-tRNA aminoacylation. NCBI's taxonomy places the organism in Eukaryota, Fungi, Ascomycota, Sordariomycetes, Hypocreales, Bionectriaceae. Gene Ontology annotation, cellular component: cytoplasm. Gene Ontology annotation, molecular function: threonine-tRNA ligase activity; ATP binding.